GGCAGGAAUGAAAAGUAGUAAAAAAAACUCGUUUUUUACUUCAUAAAGUAACAAACUUUUAAAGAUUCUUGUUCCAUUUGACAGAUCACAAACCCCCUCCCAACUAACUCCACAAACACUCAUAGAUUGACAUACACUCAUCAUCAAAAAAUUUUAUUUCAUUACAUCUAUUUGGUUUAGUUAGUUAGUAGCCUGAAUAAUAAUAAGAUGAUGAAUGACAGUUUGAUCUUCAAAUCUAGACUCUUACGCCGAUCUCCUUCAGUUCCAGUAAUAUUCUUGAAGCGCUUCUCUUAUAAGGACAUAAAGCAAGCAACAGACAGUUUUAGCAGAGUUCUUGGGACUUCUUCUCACGGGGCUUCUUAUAUAGCCAAGUUUGAAGAUAGUGUUUAUGUAGUGAAAGAAAUACAUAUUAUUGAUAAAGAAGAUGAUUUUUUCUAUAGGCAAGUUCAGCUAUUGGGACGUUUGCAUCAUCGCCAUGUUGUUGCACUUACUGGAUUUUCAGUAGGACGAAAGAGGUUUCUCGUGUUUGAGAACGUAGAAAAUGGAAGCCUCAAGGAACAUCUGAAUGAUCCUUUAAAAACCCCUCUGGAUUGGAGAAUCAGGCUAAGGAUAGCUGUUGGUGUGGCUGCCGCAUUGGAAUAUUUACAUUUCUUUUGUGACCCUCCAGUAUAUCAUGUCUCCAUCAGUUCAAGUACCAUUAUGUUAGAUGAAAAUUUCAAUCCAAAGCUGUCUGAUGUUGGACUCCUUGGUUCGGGUAGCGAUCAGGUUAUGGCAUGGCGUACUUCUAGUUCUAAUGAAACGACUGGGCAAGUAUAUGGAAACAUAAUGUAUCAGCUAGGGUUGCUGAUACUUGAGUUGAUCACGGGUCAAUCAUCAGACAAAUCGGGUACUGAUCUGAGCCAAUGGAUCGAAGAAUCUUGUUUCCCAACAUCAAUGGAUAACAUGAUUGACCCUGAUCUUGGGAAUGAUUACGAUUCUAGAGAGCUCAAAGGAUUGUUAGCUGUAGCAAGGUUUUGCAUAAAAUCUGUGGAUAAGCCAAAUUCAUUCACUCCUCAAAUAUAUAGGCAUCUUCAGAGGAAGAUGAGCUUCCACAAGACUUGCAUUUAGCCAAUUCAUUUUCUGUAUCUUAUAAAUGUGCAGAUAUAUGAUUUUAGUGUCCAUAAAAUACAGGAAAAUAGAAAAGGAAAGAGAGUGUCAUUUGUAAAUUCUUUGGUGAAAAAAUAUAUCUGUAGCAGCUCACAUAACAAGUGAUAUUGAUGAUAAAUAAGAUACAUUACCGCCUUUGAUCCUUUUCUAUGA
Messenger RNA from Erigeron canadensis, 1299 nucleotides. Its product is annotated as probable receptor-like protein kinase At1g49730. The transcript is spliced from 7 exons. Gene Ontology annotation, cellular component: plasma membrane. Gene Ontology annotation, molecular function: ATP binding; protein kinase activity. The record is from RefSeq and is a predicted model, not a curated record. Gene Ontology annotation, biological process: protein phosphorylation. NCBI's taxonomy places the organism in Eukaryota, Viridiplantae, Streptophyta, Magnoliopsida, Asterales, Asteraceae. Bases 208 to 1107 code for a protein of 299 amino acids.